AUGUACGAAUCAGUAGAGCCACCUCCGCUCGCAAUUGAGAUCCUCACCGACCCAAAAGAAAAGAAGGACGCCCUCAAACUCAUCGUCGACAGCGUCGCACAACAGCGCCAAACAGCCUCGCGCGCACUCAUCUUCCACCCCAUCUCCCUCUCCAUCUUCUCAGCGUGUCUUGCAAUUGUGCAUUAUGGAGCAAACAUUGGCAACGACAUAAGUAUCAUGCUCAUCAUAUACCCCGGCAUCAUUCUCACGUACCUGGUCGCAAUUCGCUAUUUCACCAGCGCAUACAUCCGCGUCGCUGAAGAAACCGACUGGCUGGACUGGAUUAAGGAGGAUACCAUCAUCGGAGCUCGUUUCGGGGACGAGAUUAUUGGGGCUGUUAUUCUUCGACUUGACCGCGCCGAAAAGAAGGCGAUUAUCCGUGGAUGGACGACUAGGGCGCGGUAUCGUGGUCGCGGUCUUGGAGGUGACGUGCUGAACGAGAGCGUCAAGAUUGCAAAGGGGUUACUGGGCAAGGAUUGCACCGUUGAGUUUGCACCCGAUCACGCAAACAGCCAUAUGCCUUUAUACAGCAUCUUCAACGGGCCAUUUCUGGCGAGGGAAGCGAAAGCGAGGAAGGUGUUGGGUGCUGCGUUGAAGGAUUCCGGCAAGGGCAGGGAUGGUUCUCGGUAGGCGAUACGACAAUAGACAUGUUCUCAAGUAAUGAGAGCGUCGACAGGCAAAGGUUCUUGGCACAGAAGGUCCGACCGUGAUAUUGGUGACAUAUGCGAAGAGCCUGUACUUGGCGUCAAUUGACGAGCGCUCUCCAGCCCGCUCAACGACAUACGUGUUUGACUCACAAACCUCAACCAUAUCACGUCGAGCAGCCACGGCUAGAGCAUCCCGCCACCUCGAGUCCCAAUUGAAACGCCACAGCCGCUUCGCAUAUCGUGCUCCAGAGGACCGAGGGAAGCGGCUGUCCCGCCGAAUGCAAUCUUCAAUGUCUCGGGCAGUUUGUCACACGAGUAUGCAGAAAGCCACAUCCUUCUCUGCGAAGCAUAACGGGCUAUGAUAUGGAAUGUCGAUUACAGCUUGACCUCAAUAAGGGCAGUAUGCACAGCCUGGAUGGUGUUGGGCUUAUUCUUAUUUGAUCUAGAAUGCGGUCCAAAGGGAGGCUCCGAUGAGACAUGGCCCGGAUAUCUGAGCGAAGGAUGCCUAUUACACUCCCAUUGUGUUUCACGAUGUAUCGAUAGACUCAGUCAACAAAUAUUUAGUGUGGAUAGGCCGUGUCUGUC
This is a messenger RNA of Fusarium graminearum PH-1, 1271 nucleotides long. RefSeq lists its product as uncharacterized. The transcript has a single exon. Gene Ontology annotation, molecular function: acyltransferase activity, transferring groups other than amino-acyl groups. NCBI's taxonomy places the organism in Eukaryota, Fungi, Ascomycota, Sordariomycetes, Hypocreales, Nectriaceae. The record is from RefSeq and is a predicted model, not a curated record. Bases 1 to 669 code for a protein of 222 amino acids.